CUUUGUUUUUUUCGCCGAGGGAGUAUUGACAGGUCAAGGUGCACAAGUUUAGCUCAGUGGGUUGGCCUUAUAAGUAGAAGCAUGGUGUAAGGCAUCCGCACAACCACACACCACCUCAACAAGAGCCUGUCUUGGUAGGACAAGACCAUUUGAAUGUAUUUCAGCUUUUCAUUUUGUUUUUGAGAGUUUGUUCUGUAUCUCAUCAAAAUGGAUAACGUAUGUCAAUGUACAGAUUACAAUGUUAGGCAGUCAAAUGCUAUCCUUUACAACAUCCUCAAUCAAGAAAAUGUCAAGUCAAGCCACAACAACCUGAACUACAACUUGAUACCUCAUCGAUGCAACUGCGAGAUGCGACGGACUGUGUGCUUGAAAAGUCCAGCAGACAUUUGCCAAGAGGCAUCGGGAGUGCUGGUGAAAACAAUUAACUUUAUGAAGAACUUACCUGCUUUCAACCAACUCCCACCAAACGAUCAACUAUCGCUCCUCCAAAGUUGCUGGGCGCCACUCUUUAUUUUGGGUCUGGCCCAGGAAGGCAUGAACUUUGACGUCGUCGACACCCCUGCCGAUAGCAUGCUGAAAAGAAUCCUCUUGAAUUCUCAAGAGAGCUCAGAGACGGAAAGAGAGCAGCCCACAUUGGUUGGUGUGAACAAACUCAAGUCAUGCCUCAAAAAGUUCUGGAGUCUGGAUUUAAGUCCAAAGGAGUACGCAUACCUCAAGGGCACCAUGAUAUUUAACCCAGAUGUGAAAGGCCUGACGGCAGCUCUAUUCGUGGAGGGCUUACAGCAGGAGGCUCAGCAUGCUCUGAGGGAGGUGGUCCAACCACUCCACCCUGGGGACCGAAGCCGCUUUGCUCGUAUCCUGCUCGCGGCCUCCAUGCUCAAGACCAUCACACCCAACCUCAUCACCGAGCUCUUCUUCCGUCCUGUCAUUGGCCAAGCAGAUCUACUGGACUUCCUGGUCGAUAUGCUCUUCAGCAGGUAGCUACUGUAAGGCUGAUAUACAGAGACCUGAUAUAAUUUCCCGCUGGGACAAUAAAGUUGAAGCUUAAGCUUGAGGGGUUUGGGCUCCCACUGUGAGGGAUAUUGAGCCCCCGGGACUGAGUUGGGGGUGUCUGGUCAUGUGGUGAAGAGAUUGACAAAUAAGAGGUCGUUAUAAGGGGAAACAAAAUAAAUGUGUAUUCUUUAUUCCCAGUAAUAAAUGUCUGACCAAAUAGGAAAAUGUUUUUUUUUCUCUGGAAAAUAUGAGAUCAGUUUGCUAUUGUUUACAUCCAACUAUGAAUUAGCAACAUUUACUGUAUAUUAGCAACAUUUUUGGUAGAAAAUUGAGGUCACAAUGGCUGGUAGUUAUAACAGACAUUUUACUGGUUAUAUCAGACUACACUACGGUCUACAAUACACAUUCCUUACAAUCAUGUAUAUUUUGCAGAAUACCGUUUAGAUACAUUGUUUGUUUUGUGUAUGUUUGCAUGAAUAAUGUAAAUCAUUUCUGGGACAGCCUCCAGAAUAUUUUUUAUAAAUAUAUUUUUAUACAAUUAUUGGGUUAUGUCUUUACAAUUUGGAAUAUGGUUAGCGAGACAAGAAUACAAACAUCAUUAGCCAAGCCACAGUAGAUUAAACGUCUCCUGUUCAAGAGGUCUAUAUUACAGCUGGAAUUGUCAUUCAAGGAGCUGGAAUAAUAACUGGAAUAAUAUGUGCAGAAUUCGAAGCCCACAUUCUUCCCCCUAAUCAUUGGGUUAGAGGGAAUCUGUGUUGGGAAUUGGGAAUGAGUGGUGUGGAGCAUCAGUGAUGUUUUCAUACCUAGACAAGGCUAUCACAGUAGUGUGAGAGUGCUCCGCAAGUCUCCAUCUUCCUGCUCCAGUUCCUGUCGAUUCAUAUUGUGUUUGACCCCAAGCUACAGCAAGCUUUAUCUGUGUUACCUCACUGGUACAGAGGGCACUUUGGAAGGUGGUUUACCAGCUGGGUGCCCUGUUUUGUCAUCUUGCUGCCUCUCUCCUCUGACGAGUGGCUCAACGCAGCAACGACAGACAGUCACUAUGCGGUUCCGUUGAGGCUGUCUCAACAGUCUAUAACAGUCACUCUCCUUAUCAUACCAAUAAGAUAUGAGGAGGAAUAAUAUUUUCAGUCUAACGAAGCCAAGGUCACGGUGUCACGGUGUUCUGUAUAUCUUAAAUAAAGAAUACAAUCUCAACAUG
Oncorhynchus tshawytscha (Chinook salmon) is the source of this 2191-nucleotide messenger RNA. Its product is annotated as nuclear receptor subfamily 0 group B member 2-like. Gene Ontology annotation, cellular component: nucleus; cytoplasm. The record is from RefSeq and is a predicted model, not a curated record. The transcript is spliced from 2 exons. NCBI's taxonomy places the organism in Eukaryota, Metazoa, Chordata, Actinopteri, Salmoniformes, Salmonidae. Bases 208 to 981 code for a protein of 257 amino acids. Gene Ontology annotation, biological process: circadian rhythm; negative regulation of transcription by RNA polymerase II. Gene Ontology annotation, molecular function: transcription factor binding; transcription corepressor activity.